CAACAACCCAGAAUACUUAUAUUAUUAUUACUGGCAUUAUCUUUAAUUGUUCAGAAUGGGAGUAUGCACAUGCAUUCAUGAAAGUUUGUUCGCACGAAUCGUCAACAGAUCUUCCAGAAGGUAAAGGGUAUACAUCACACCUUACAUCAACAUAUUGCAACUAAGAGAUUCCGAUAUUUGACUCUUCCAUGACUCUUCCAUGAGAAUUUAGCGACCGAUCCAAGUUCUCUGUAAAUUGAAAAGAGAAAUCUGAGAAAAUUGACACUCGCUUGUUGUACGUUUUCUGAUUCUAGGAGUGCCAGCCUACAACAGCGAGCAAUGACAGGGAAUGUGAUCGUAGACGAUGUUGAUGGCAACGGUGCGAGCGAAGAAUAAACUGCUUGAAUAUAAAAACACACUGUAAUGAUAAUUGAAUCAAAAGCGUUUCAUACGUGAACGAGUGUAGUAGGUAUCGUGCGGUAUUAACAGUAGCAACAGUGCGAUCGGCUCGAGGUAGCUAUAGUGAAGUAGCAUUAAAGGAAAUACAAACUGAUUUAAUAAAGUGUACAUCUAUUAAUCGCUAUAAUUCGAUGUGCAACAACACGAAAGUAAUACGAAAAUAGUAAAAAGUUAGAAUCAUAAUAAUUAAUUAAUAGCUAUCUCCGAGUGAAAUUAAUAAAGUAAAAACGUUCAAAACACACUUGUACACAUCUGUAUAUACACAUGUACACAAGUAAAAGCAAAAACAAAAGAGAACAUACUUCUUAAGCAGUACACUCUGAAUAACUGUAAAACACAAAUUCAAAAUGUGUCAAAAUUCGGGUUCGACUGUGCAAAGUGAUCAAAUUCGCAAAUUCAUUGAGCAUGGCAUGCCAGAGAAGAUUGUAAAGACCGUACAAUAUACAUUAAGAAAACGGGAAGCCGCACGAAACACUUCGAUACCAACAAAAAUCAUGGCUACAUUCGACCACCGCAGUGAAACGCGUAAUGCCGCCACAGUCGCGGAUGCGGAUACUUAUGCCGACUUAAAUCCAAAUAAUGCACACACCGCGCAAGUUGCAACUCAAAGCGGCAUUCCACGCCUAUGCGGCCGUUUUCGCAGUAAACAGGCGGCGGAGCAGACGAUCAAAGGUGGCUUCCAGGAUAAGAUCGCAAAUAUCGGCGCUGCAGGCACCGAAGCUGGCGAUGGUGUCGGCGAUUUGGAUGCACUCGCUAUAACAACACAAAUGACGAAGCAUUUCGUUCAACGUUUGUACGGAGUUGCAGAGAAAAUGCAAAAAAGCAAAAUAUAUACAUUGCUGACAAGGACAACACAGCCAGCACAUUUAAUUGCAGUAUGUGUGUUGACAUUUGUAAUAUUCACCGUUUGGCCCCAUAUAGUCGACACGCGAAGUUCAAACACUGGCCAAGACAUUGUGGAUCAAGCUUCAACACUGGACAAACAAGGAAUUCAUGAACAUAGUAACUUUGCUGCGAUCGCAUACUUGGGUGCUUUUGCCACACACUUUGGUGCCCAGAUCUGGAUGACUUUCGUCUCAGGUUUAUCAUUAUAUUUCUCAUUGCCCCGCCAUAUAUUCGGGCAAUGUCAGCAGAUUUUAUUUCCCCGUUAUUUUGCCUUGAGUGCGAUAUUGAGCAUCAGCAUGUUAAUACUAUUCGUUAAGUAUUUCCUCACCGCUUGGAAUACUGCCUCAAUGGUGCAACUUACAGCGCUGGGCGUUACUGCUUUUAUAGAGGUUAUGAUACGACUCUACCUUGCACCGCCAAUGCUGCGUUUGAUGCACGAGAAAUAUCGCAUCGAAGGAGCUGUCGGCAGUGGACGUGAGGUGGGCACUUUGGAGCAGGGUGAUCUCAUCAAUUGUCCACACUACCAACGCAUACACAAAACUUUUCGUCGCAUUCAUAUGACAAUUGCCAUGGGCAAUAUGGCUGUAUUGUUAGCUACAUGCCUUCAUUUGUAUUUUCUCGCAUCAAAAAUACAAAUAAGUUAAGGUGAACGAACGUAGGGAGAAGACAUCUGCAGUAAAAGUGCGCGACACAAAAUCCGAAAGCUCACAACUUUUUGAAAACAGUUUUUGGCAGCUACAAGACCACCGAUGUACCGGGUUAUGUAUGCGGAUCUGAGAGUAUCCAACUAUAUACCAAAAAAAUAAUUGCAUUUCUAGAGUUUAAGAUAAUGAUAAAAAACAUGCAACAUGUAUUCUUGAUGGUAUUGUUAACGUAAGAACGUCUUAGUGUAAGUUAGCCUUCUAAGUGAAAAUAUACAUAUAUCUCACCACCAUCCCAGAAUGUCAACGAAAAUGUUCAUUACAUUAGUAUUUAAGUAGUAAGAAAUUAACGGAAAGCAUUCAUAUACAUACAUACAUAUAACCAUAAUCUGUGAUACACAUUACACAUAUACAUGCAUAUACAUAUCUUAUAAAAACAUACAUUUCACAAAUUAAAACAAUUGCCAUACGAAUCCCCAUAUUCUCGUUAGCUAAUAAAAAAUGUUUAGCGCAAGGCUUAUUUCAUUCAAGAAAAAAAUUAGGCAUUUUACGGACUUGAUUUCAGUCCAACCAACCGUGAAACCAAAUUGAAAUACUUUUGAUUGUGUUUUAGAUGAUUGCAUGAAUGUUAACUAAUGUCAGUAUGAUUGUGUGUAAUAUAAGGCAUCAAAUACAUAUACAUAUGUAUGUAUAUAUAUUCGGCAAAUAAUUUAAAUAUUUAUAUGUAUACAUAGAUCUUCCAUAAAACCAUAAUAAACUUUCGAUUUCGCAAUUUGCAGGUUUUAAUCCUAAACCGAUUUAUACACAGCACUCACAAAUCAAUGUGAUUUUAAGAUUUUUGAAAGCAACUAGUAACAAGUAUAAUUGUACUCAUAUAUAUGUAUGAAGGAUAUUGAUUUAGUACUAAGUUAACAACCGACAUCGAAAAGUUUCAUUAGAAAAAAUACGUUAUUAAUUAAAUAAAAUCGAGAUUAUCGUAAUACCUAUUCAAAA
This is a messenger RNA of Ceratitis capitata (Mediterranean fruit fly), 2957 nucleotides long. RefSeq names its product Transmembrane protein 205. NCBI's taxonomy places the organism in Eukaryota, Metazoa, Arthropoda, Insecta, Diptera, Tephritidae. Bases 786 to 1967 code for a protein of 393 amino acids. The transcript has 3 exons. The record is from RefSeq and is a predicted model, not a curated record.